GAAGGUAAAAACAAUCAUUCAAUGCUGAGAUGACAUCUCAUGAGUCAGAGGAUACUUGGACAAAUAUGUACUUUGAGUUUGACGUUUAAAAAGCUAGUACAUUUUAUACCACAGAAAUCUCUUUAUACAACUUUAUUGAUUCAGACUGGGAAGUUUGAGGCCUUGAGUUCCAAUCUACCAGCAGCUCGCUACAGUUUUCAUUCCUCUGUUUUGAGAUCCAUGGCAGAAAAUAAAUAUAUCACGGGAUAUGCCAAACUCGGAACAUCAAGUUGCAAGAAAUGUAAGCAGAAGAUUGACAAAGGAAGUCUCCGCAUUGGAAAGGUGGUGUCCAAUCCAUUUUCUGAUGAAGGCGGUGACAUGAAGCAGUGGUUUCACCCACAAUGCAUUUUUGAGACCUUUAAAAGAGCUCGGGCGACCACGAAAAAGAUUGAAGAACCAGAUGAUUUGGAAGGAUUCACAGAAAUUGAGCAAUCUGAUAAAGAUCUCAUCAACAAAUUAAUUAAAGAAUUUGUUGCCAACUCCAACAGCAAGUCUCCAGGGUCAGCUAAGAAAAAACCAGUUGCCACUGUACAAGCAACUCUCCCUUUCUCUCCCACAAAACCAAAAGUAAAAGUAGAGCCAGAUGACGAAG
Saccostrea cuccullata (small rock oyster) is the source of this 631-nucleotide messenger RNA. RefSeq names its product DNA ligase 3-like. The record is from RefSeq and is a predicted model, not a curated record. Gene Ontology annotation, molecular function: DNA binding; zinc ion binding. The transcript is spliced from 4 exons. Lineage: Eukaryota; Metazoa; Mollusca; Bivalvia; Ostreida; Ostreidae. The annotation marks the transcript as partial.